Mesoplodon densirostris (Blainville's beaked whale) is the source of this 4999-nucleotide messenger RNA. Its product is annotated as KIAA0753 ortholog. Bases 889 to 3624 code for a protein of 911 amino acids. The record is from RefSeq and is a predicted model, not a curated record. Gene Ontology annotation, cellular component: centriolar satellite. Gene Ontology annotation, biological process: protein localization to centrosome; centriole replication. Lineage: Eukaryota; Metazoa; Chordata; Mammalia; Artiodactyla; Ziphiidae. The transcript has 17 exons.
UCCUGGGUUAUGGAUGAAGGCACAGGCCGUAAGGGUGUCUCAGGAUCAGGGAGAGAGAUACUUCGUGGAGAUGCCUCAUGGUAUAUGGGAUAACACAUUGGGAGGUGUCCUGGCACAACGGGAAAGGGACAGGUUGCAAGGAGAGGGGCGUCCCAGGACUUUGUAUAGGGGAACGGUUCGGGGUGGGUGUCCCUGGACUUUGUGUGUGUAUGUGCUUGUGUGUGUGUGUAGCAUCACCUGAGGUAUCCUGAAACUGUGGGGAUCACCUAGUUUCUUCCUGUUGGAGAACGGACUGUUAGGCCUUUGGCAUCCAGGGGGAAAGCACUGACCACGUACAAGCCGCAGAUGCCCAGGCCCCGAUUCUGCAGGCUCCUUCAUUCUGCGGCUCCAGCCCCUGGACUGUGGUGAUGUCAAGCCAGUUGGGGUUGCCUCACUCGGGUGCCUCCUCCCAUCUCCGCUUUUGAUCAUGUCUCUACAGCCUUAGAAAUAAGGAAUCUUUAUAUUUCUACAGAUGUGUCAGUCUUUAAGCAAAUCCAGUCUACAAUCCUUGAGUUUAUUCAAAAGCUUAAAUUAGGGAUCUUUUAAAAAACCCUGAAUUUCCCAGUUGAGUUCCUGUGGGAUUCUUUGAGAGGGCAAGCUCCCCCAUGCAGUUAACACUAGUCAGUUUAUGGAAAAUCUGCUUAAUUCGACAAAUGUUGAGUUAAAUUGUCCACUCUGCUCAAAGCACUGUUGUGGGGAAUCUCAGAGAAGAGCAAGACAAGGCCCUAACCCUCCAGGAACCUUGUCUAGCUGGGAAGAUGAGACAGAUACCUGUGAAAUAGGCAAUGAUUUUAGGAGAGAACUGUUGGCUGAUGACUGAGCUUUCACUAUCGUACUACACUUUCUGACAUGAUGGGAUCAGGCAGACCAGCCUCAACCUGUGUUCAUCUAGCAUCUAGUGUCCAACUAGAUGGGAAGAAUGAACCCAGGAAACUUCAGACCCAGAACCAGCUGCAGUUUAAUAGGAAUGUUCCUACACAUUCAAGCAACUUGGCGAUCCGAUAUUCUUGCCCACAUGGAAUUAGAAUUGAAAAACUGAAGCACUCAUACAAUGAGUCAUACCAUUGCAGAGAUUCAGGUUUUAGAGACGGUCCUGACGUAAGCAGUUCUGUUUCAUUUUCUGUCAUAUCAGAAGAGAGACUUAGCUAUGCCGUCCGUCUAGCCAAAAGAGAUGUAAAACGAAGACAGCUUGAAGAACAUAUAAAAGAACACCAUCUCAGAAGUCAGCCCCAAAUCUUUCAGAAAUGUGGACACUCUAACCAUAAAAUAUCUGACCAUAGAGUGGAAAGGAAGGAAUCAAAGAGUCGGGAAGUCUGUCACGGCAGCAACCAGCCAUCCAAAGUAGAAAUUUCCAGCUCAGGUGCCAAGGUAUAUCUGUACACAUCUCAUCCAGGACAGUCAGACCUCACCAAGCCAAAUUCGCCACCCACUCGUGAUCCAGGACUUCAGCCACGUGCCAGGAUAGGUGACCACAAAAACCUAUGCGGACACAAAAGCCUGCUGGAAGUUCAGCGACUCCAGAAAGAAUUGAGCAGUUGUAUCCAUAAAAUGGAAGAAUUAACUAAAAAAGAUCGCAUGGAAGAAGCUUUGGAUCCAGAUGAAGAGCGGAGAAUCCGUGUCAGGAGGCAGGAGCAGGCCGUCCGUUCUGCCCGGAUGCUCUACGUCCUUCAGCAGCAGGUUAAAGAAAUCCAGGAAGAAUUGGAUAAAUUGAGUCCACAUAAAAUUAAACACACUAAGAAGUCAUGGGCAGUGUCCAGGCUGGCAGCUGCCCAUCGAGGAGCCAUUCGGGCCUUACAGAUGUUUGUUACUCAGUUUACUGACCGGUUAGAGCACCCAGUUCCUACUUGGUGCAAGGAACUGGGCAGCCUCAUCCGCCAGCUUUCACUCUGUUCUGCCAAGCUGGAGGCCAAUUCUUCUGUCCCUGAUGUGGUGAUAGAUAUCCUGCAACAAACUGAGGCUUUGGAAUCCCUCCUGGAAAAGACACUGUCACCAAAAAAGGCAAAGAAAUGUUUCAGUGACAUUCGGAGGAGAUUUCCUAUUGGUAGCCAAAGGGCCUUAGAGAGAUGGCGAAGUACAUCACCAAAGAGUGAGAGGAGGCCCGUCAUAGCAAAGGAGAUAUUUCCACAGGAAACAAGAGGACCUUCAGUGGCAAAGAAGCUUCUUGCUAAUAAGUAUCAACCUGAUACAGAGCUUCCAAUGACCCAGAGGUUGGAAAACGAGCUUGAUGUAUUAGAUGCGGAUAUCCUUCCUGAAGAAGCUCCAUCUAUUGUAGACCAAAAUGCGAACUUCAAAGAAGAGGCAUUAGCCCUGGCAAAAACAAGAGCAGGGAAAAAGAAGCUUGUGACUGAGAACGUGCCACCCUUUAGGAAGAAAGAUACUCUGGCACCGGCAAGACUACAGCAAAGACUCCACAAAGCUGAAAAAAGUAGACCACCCCGAUCUUACAGCAAAAGCACGUUGCAACGGACAACAGUCUCCUCCAGGUUAAAAAUGAACCAGCAGCCUGUGAAGGACCAUAGGGCUCCUUGGAUACCUCCAAACCCCACACCCACGCUGGCAUCUCCUAAAUGUGCUGCCUGGCUAAAGGUGAAAUCUAGCCCCAAAGAUGCCGCAAAAGAACAGUCUCUCCAGCAAGAAGAUACUCAAGAGGAAAGUCAGUUGAGAGGUGCUGUUGAGCACGAAGCAGUGAGUGUUUCUGCCACCCAAUUAGCGGAUAAGGUAGAGAAGGCAGUUCUGGAGCGUUUGAAGCCUCUUCUGGUCAAGGCCCAGAGAGUCAAUUCUUCUCUGGAAGCAGAUACUCAUGUGAAGGAUCGACUAUCAGUGAUCGCAGCAACAGCCCAGCCUGCAGAGAAGGCUACAGCUAUUGAUUGUGAAUCCAGUAGCAUUCAUCAGCUGGAUGAUUUUUUGGAAGAUGCCGCUCAUGAGCUCUGGGCUGUGACUCACUCUAAGAUCUCGGAGCCUGAGGCCUUAGCCACCUUGGGGGACAGCAAGGACAGCCCAUGUCUAGAGGCCAUGAUGCUCCGCAUGGAGGAAAUGGAGAAAUACCAGGAGACGGUUCGCCAAAGAUAUAAUAAAAUUGUAUAUACUGAUCCUCAUCUUUGGAUGCAGGAAGAAAAAAAUGACCAAAAAAUCCCAGCAGUAAGUGAAAGGCGUCUUUCUCCUCAUCCAAUCAGGAUCACAAAGACAGCAGCUCGCAAAGACCCAGAUGUGAACAUCGUGUUAGGAAGGCCCUGCAAUGGCACUUCCCUAGAUGAAAGUGUGGGAACAGAGGAGAGACCGGAAAGAAGAGAGCCUCCCCUUCUCUCCCUUUCAGAAGAUGCUCAGCAGAAGGAAGGCCGAGCUGCCCUCUUUGUCCCGCGGGGCAUGCGGCACAGCAUCAGUGACUACUGCCGCCGCUUCGAGCAGUACCUCCGAGUUAUUGCGCACGAGGCUGUGGGCUCCUUCAACCCGUGGCUGAUAGCUGAAAGCUUUGCAGAAGAGCUCGUAGAUGAAGCUCUGGGGGCCGUGGCUGCUGAACUUCAGGAUGUGUGUGAAGAUUAUGCAGAAGCCGUGUUCACCUCAGAAUUCUUGGAGGCGGCUACAUAAAGGCUCUCCAAGGCAGGGCCCCCAGUGUCACUGGUGAGGGGACAGCACCACCCUUUCUACUAGCCACAGGAAAUCUUUGUCCUCAGCUGUCCAUCCAGGCCCAGAAGGUGCUUCCCACUGAAAGGAAGGAAGUCAGUGAGGCCAUCCUCAAUUUGCAUCUUCUCAUUGUCAGAGCAAUGGUUCUGGUAGUUUACGAUGGAAUGUGUUAUAUUUAUCAGUGCCCAGGAAACGUGAAUCAAUUAUGACAGUAUAAUAUUUUCUGAAUGUAUAAUUUUCCCAUUGAAAUACCAUGUUCAUUACACUGGCUCAGUAUGGUGAUCAGAGCGUUUUGAAAGAUAACAGAUAAGUCUAUUUCACACAGGGAUUCAAGUUGCCGUUGAUCUGUGGGUGGCCUUGAUGCCAGCACAAGUGCAAUUACUCUCUGGUCCCAUCACCUGGCUCGUGUUUGCUUCUUUGACAGUUUCCUACCAGGACACCUGUCCUGCCGGGUUACAGACUUGUGUCGAGCACGGGACUUAGUUAUGCUGCCAAAACUGCUCCAUCAUUAAAACAGGAACCCAGCAGUUAUCUGUGUACAACAAUAAGCACACAUUUCUCUAAUUCUCAGUUGCUAGGUGCUUCUUCACAUUUUGAGUUCCUCAAGUCUUUUGUCGCUGUGGGUUGACAUAUUCUGAUAUACAGAACUCUGAAUUCAGAGGAAGUUUGAGGACAUCAGGAGAGGCCGGCCUUCUCUGGGGCCUGGUCAGAGGUACAGAGCUCACCCCCCUCUCUGCUGAGGUCACAGGUUGCUAUGUUUCCACACCAAAAAGGAGCCUGUGUGGGAGGAGAAAACAGAUCUGGAUAGUGUGAAGACCACAAGGUCUCCCCCAAGAAAGGAAGAAACUUUAAGAACCACAAUAGCUUGGUCCUCGAACGUCUUAUAAGUCAUAUUUUACCAAGAGAAAAGCCUCUGUGUUUUCAGAAACUCUGGAUUCAGAAAAAGAAAAGGAAUGUGUAUAAACUGCCUCGAAAAAGUUUCCCUCACUUUUUUGCCUGGGGCUUGGUGAAAGAAAUGUGGAGAACGAGUGACGUGAGAUAUACCCCACAGAAUACUGUGAAUCCUUUUAUAGUACAUAUAGUGUUGUCAUCUGGGAUUUUUCUCUGAAGUACAAGUAUUUCAGGUGAUAAUUUAAGCUGCUUGAUCACACUUAUUUGUGCAAAAUUGAUUUUUGUUUAAUGUUAAUGUUUUCCUGCUUAAUUUUAUAUAAACUGAGAAUUUAAAAGGCUUCAAGGGAAAUUAAAGGUCCUCUGUUUGAGGAGUUAUAUACAUACACUUGAUAGGAGUGUCUGUUAUUGAUAAUUUGUGUGGCAGUUUUUACUGUGCUCAUUUUUUAAA